GGGUUACAUAAACAUCAGAGGUCAGAUGCACUCACACUCACAGCCAUGUAGACUAAAGCGCUUACGCAGACCGACGACCCCACUCCCAGCCAAGUGUCUGAGAAGCCCCGCCCCCUCCAGCUUGAGUUACCUGCAGACUCACCUAUCACUCACCUGCUCCCGCGUUGGUGCCUCCUCAGUGACCGUAUGUCUGGUAACCGGUGAAAAAAAACAACAUCAGCGUUUUGUAAGAUUUUCAGAUUGUAACGAAAAACAAACGGAUCCAAACUUUGUCGGAGUUUAUCGUCCUGGUCGUCCUGGUGGGCUGCGAUGGCAGGCUGAUGGUAUAUUUUUGACACCUCGACUGAGCAUCCCGUCCGGAAAAACACUAACACAAAACAGUGUGUUUCUGUGAGAGGUAAAAGAUACUCUUUAUCUUUGUUUUUCUGUCUUUCUCUUUCUUUAUGAAGCUGUUUUUGUGGGUCAGUGACACAAAACGAUUCUUCUCAGUAAAGCUUCAGACUGGCAUAACCGGCUCCUCUGUGCAAAACUUCCAUGUGACUGUCAUGGAGCUUACUUCCAUUUCUUACAUUGUCCUCUUAAGAAGAACAAUCGCCUGGUUACCUUUGAAUCUGAUGUUUUAACUGAACCAUCUAAGGCUCAAGUUUAAAACUGAUUGUACAGUUGUGGUUUAGUAUGAGUGGCUUACAGUUUUGUGGUUAAGGAAGCCAAAAUAUCUCUGAGACUCUGUGAGCAAAUUUAGCCUUUUCUGGGAUGAUACCUCUUGGAAUCAGUCCUGCAACUAUUUCCAGAAACUCAUCCAUUUCCCCCAGUGUAACUCAUAUAGUAAUACCUGUCCUGAUUCAGGAUGUAAAAGAGCAGAAAAUGUAUGUUGCCACCACCAAAUUUCAUCUAAAUGGGCUUGAAUUACUGCACAUUUCCCACCACUGGGAGUAAUGUGCUUUUAUUAGGGUUCAUCAUAUUCAGGAAUAACCUCAUGACAGGCACCACUAUGAAAGAAACAAGGAAAAACUUUGCUUAUUUGAGAAUCAAUAUUUCAGGCGUGACAAAAGUGUUUUUCCUCUGUGUGUGUUGGGAGAGUUACAUAAGUGUAAUGUGAACAAAUCGGUGAAAUCGGAGCUGAUUUCGUCUAGUGCUUCUCAUCUGUGCACUGAUUCAGAGAACGUACCAUUAAUCUGUAGGUCUCUGUUCAUAAUACAUACUAUAACAUCAUCAUCAGGUGUCAUAACAGUGCGAUGUGAUUCAGAUGGAGGACUGUGUGUCAAGACAUACAUUAAAUCAGAUAACUGUUAUCUUACAAAAUGCUUAUUCAGCAGUGUGGAGCAAAGUCCUGGUCUAUAAUAUCAGAGAAGCUUACAUAUUGUUAUUUUUACUCAUUACAUAAGCUUUUGGUGCCAAUGUUAGUCUUGCCCAAAACUGUCAGGAAGCCUGACUGAUGAUACGUUACAUUUACAGUUUGAACAGAUUUGAACAGUGUCACUUUGAAAUUUUGAUCCAACUCAAUUUCUAAGUUUUUAAAGCUGCAGUUGACUGAAGGAAAAAAAAAACACUCCAGCAUUUUGUUAUAUAGGCUGGUUUAUUUGUAUUUUUUCUUCUUUUGCUUGUCUGGUGUGUUGAUUGUCGUCAAUGCCAGCCACAUGACUGAAACCACACGCUUAAAACAUGACAUGGUCUGAGGAAGUCUGAGCCAAAGUUCUCAUUGCUCUGAAACGAUGUGUCGUCACAGAGAGCAGCAGGAAUAUAAACAGUACUUGCCCAACUUCAUUCCAUCAAAUAUAAAAGUCAAAACACCCAGACAUAGUCAGAAUUUAAAACAAAAGAUGGCCGACUUUAAUGGAUAAGACAUCCCACUGUUUUAAGUGACACCAAGAUAAGCCUCUUGCACACUUCAUAUCUGUUUCUGCACUUAUUAUUGUCAGUCUUAUAGUCUGUGGAUAAAGAGUCGUCGUUAUAGAACAAUGAACAAUGAGCACGUCAGGCUGAAAGCAGGAGAGGUGUGCAGAGGGCCUCUCGCCAUAAGGCUGACAACACAUGACACUCCACCUGUCCUACUCAAGCUUCACCUCACCUCCUGAAACCUGGCGGAGAGCCACGGCAGGAACAAUAGAGUAGAGAGGAGAUGACCAGCAAGAUAAAGGCAGAAAGAGGAAGUCUACCUUUUGCGUAGAGUUAAAUAAAGUAAAUACGACCUGUUUUUGUUGUUCAUUUGCAUUCUCAGGAGGAAUUUGAUUCUAUCGUCCUGAACCAUACUCAUGGAGUUAGUCUACAAGUAAAUAAAAGUGUCUUCAGGAUGCGUAGUUACUCACAUGCUGACUGUAAAAGUUGUUGUGAUUUAGCUUUGCUCUGUUUGAGAAGAUAUGAGAGGAUUAUCUGCUGGGGCCGAUUAUGUUUAUGAUGAGCUGUGAGAUAAGCUCGAGUGACCGCAGCUGUCACUUGUCGGACUGUUUACAUUAUGCAUCUUUGUAUGUGGAGUUUACAGCAGGUCAUUAUGCAAAAGCAGGUUUAUGGUCCAGAAAGGAGGCAAGGCGGGUCAAGAGGAAAUAGUAACCCUGUGAAACUGACAUGGACGAUCAUAACAGUCUAGUUUGAAAAUGAGACUUAAAUGUUUACAGCUAUCCCAGGAGGCAAGGCCAGUAUCUUACCUUUGUGGAUUCAUACUUUUAACAAUAAAACAACUUCACAAGUGACUUUCAGUGAUACAGGAAGAGGAGAAGUCAACUGAGGUAAAAGGUAAAAGGCGAUCCUUAUCUCUGGAGAGCCACACACACGUUGUGUAACAGCUCAUUAGGGUCCACAGUCAGACCAGGUACUGAUACAGUAGGUGUAAAGCUGUGGUGUUUGAUGUAAGCCCGAUAUAGGUGUUACAUAAUCCUUUAAACACAUGCCUUAACACAGACGAGUCGUUCUGUUUCAUAUAGAAAUGUAUGAUGUUGUAUCAUCUCAUAUCAUAUAUAGGGUAAUAGGGUUGUACAGUAAAGUAUCUUAUCAUGUUGUGUCCUAAUAUAUCAUUUCGCAUCAUGUAUCAUACUUUGUCAUAUUUAUAAUACAUCACAUAUCACUUUGGGUUGAAUUGUACUGUUUGGUAUCGUAUCAUACAUUGUUUUUUCUUAGACCAUGCUGAUUUUUGUAUUGUUUCUAUGGCUGACCGAAUUAAUUGAUUGCAGCUAAGUAAUUAAUGGUGAAGAUCUAAUUACACAAAGAAUAUUAGCCUGCUGUCUGCUGUCGUUCACAGUCAGUCUCUAAACUAUCACCAGUACAGGCCUAACGCCUGGCUUUGUUUUGCAGGUUUGUUAUGUAGGUUACAGCUCAAUUUUAUUCACAACCUUUGUGAAAAACAUAAAGUUAUAAAUCUUGAAAUUUCUAAGCUCAAGAGAGGAAAAUGGUAUGAUGUCUGAUGCAACAGGCUUAAAGAAGAGCGAGUCAGGUAAAUAAUGCAUGACUGUUUUGGUAGAACGCGUACCCUCCAGCGUCUGCCGUUUUUCUGUCUUUCCUUUAAACCCACCCUUUUUCUGGUUGUCAACCUCUUUUUUCUUUUUCAGGUUGAUGCCUGAAAUCAUGAGUGCGCCAGGACCUCCACAGAGGCAAACCAAGUAAGUGUCGCACACAUUCCUACCCCACCACCACCACCACCUUCACGUUUACCUUUUUGAUAGCACGCUGACUCACUGUCACUCAGGUCCCUGAGAAUCACUAACCUGGUAUGCAGAGGGUGCUGUGGGUCAGGGACCUCGGGCACAGAGCGGCUCUGUUGAAAACUGUCUGCUUUGCUCGGGUUCCUGGCUCCAGCCUCCCAAAUACAACCCCCCCCUCUUCCUCCCCCAUCUCUCCCUUUCCACUCUCCCUCUCUCUCUCUCUCUCUCUCUCACUCCCUCCCUGGCUGGUCCAUAUGCUCAAAAUCUCAGGCUAAUCUCAUCCAGUCCUGGCCAGUCGGCUUACUGUAUAUCACAAAUCGUUUAUGCGCUCAUAACAAGUGACAGUGCAGGAGUUUCAGAGGGUUUGGGACACUGACAUCCAGAGGUGCAGGGGGCCCAAGAUGAAGAGCAUGCAGCGUAACCUCGUCUCUCCCUCUUGUUAUUGCAGUGGAGUGGCCAGAUCGGACAGCAAGAUCAGCGCCAAGGCCCUCUAUGGUAAGUGAUCUCUGGAGUGUUAUAAGGUUGUUGGCUAGUUUUCAAGACUUUAUGAGUCUUUCAUAAAUAGUUAUCACUGCCCUGUAUUCAUCUGGCAUGAGUCAGUUCAGGCAGUUUAAUCUAGGUGAUUACUUAAUAUAUCGCCUGUAUCCUUCUUCAUUAUUACCUGUUAUUAGUUCUUAAAGUUGGAAAUGUAUUUUAUCCUUAUAAGAUCCUUUGAAAGAGGAACAGAUUUAUUCUAGUCUAUAAAAGUUGUGUUUUACUGUGGUGUGCUAUUUUAUUACGGUGAAUAAAGGCACUGCUGUACAUUCAAAUCAAUCCCACUCAGACUAUCCUGCAGUCUUGAAUAUUCACAGGUGCACCACAUGAGCAUUAAUCUGCUGCUAUGUAAAGAAUACAACGCUUAUAAUACUCUCUCAAAAGUAGAAACAAACUACAAACUACAAACUAGCUGUUUACAAAGGAAUUCCUUUUCUAAGAUAGAAAAGAAAUUGUUACAAAUUGUCAGUAAAUAGAGGAGAUAAUGGUAGCGGUAUCUUUUGAUCUUGCUCCAAACUGCAUAUCCUCAAAUUGUGGAUCAGUACUGUAAUUCACUCAAAUCACAACAACAUUUGAUUUGCCAUGCAAACGACUCUGUCAGGAAAUCCCGCAAUCUCACUCUGCUGCAUAACACCACAGCCGCACGGCCUCACUCACUAACCUAUCACAGUCCUUUCCUGAACACACACACCAGCAGUGAUAACAGGGGGCCAAGGUCCUGCUGAGGGGCCUGUGGAGCUCCAUCUCUGGGGCACGGGAGGGAAGCUAUGCUCCUGGAGGGAACAGAGUUUUCUGCUCUGUGCCAGGCUUGCACAGCAUGCUGGGAUUUGUUGCCAGAUGCUUCAUGUUUUUCCUGUUUGUCUGCACUUUGUAUUCGGGUUGUGCGGGGACAUAAACUCACAAAGUCUAACUUUAAGCCGUUCGUACAUACGUAUGCAUGUUUAUUAUAGUGUCUGUCUGCACCACAGAUAUGUCAGGACGGUGUUAAAACUCAUACCAUGACGUUUUUAUUUCAGCUGAAACAUAUUUGUGUAAGGGUGUGUGGGAGCGUAACUGAAAUGUGCUAUGCUGCAUUGGCAGGGUGUGCCUGUUUUUAAUGUGUGGUUGGAACAGGGUGGGGAUGCCCGUGUCUUGCAGGUGAAUAAAAGAGGCAUUGAAAAGAGGAAAAGAAGAGGUGGACUCUGGCCUUCUGGCCCUGCCUGUGCUGCCUCAGACAUUAGCUCACUGGUCCCUGCUGGCAACUCCCUCUUCACUCGAACAUAGAGGAAUAUUGUGCAGCAUAUCAUAGGCUCAGAUAGAAACUUACACCAAGGUAUGACAGGAAAACCUGCUGGCAUGCACGACUGCACUGCUCUUUAAAGAAUGGCCUCAUAUGACAGAUGAUGUUGUUUUAAGGUUGCAAGAUGUUCCCAUACCGCCUGACCUUGUAUCUUGUCUGUGAAACACUCUUAUGCUAUAAGUCAUCCAGAACUCCACAGGAUGCACCCACUCCUGCGAUCGCUGUGAAGAAAUAUCUGUGCUUUGUCUCCUUCUGUGCAGCAGAUGGUCACCACUACUUCCUCUCUGCGGGAUGACAUAAGCGUGCCUGUCCUCCCAAACCAGAGUCCACAAUAUUGUUCAUCCAAAACAGGGACAGAUAUUUGGUUUUCUUGCUCCUAGCUGAAUAAACAGCGAGAGAAACAACAGCAAGAGUCUGAGAUCAAUCUCCUGUAUGCAAAAACUACCCAUCAUUUACACAGAGCAGGGCAGCAGUCAACUGAUGCAAAUGUCGCACAAGUCCUCCUACCUGAUCUGUUUGUUAUCAGCAGCUUUCAGAUCAGAGAGGAAGCACUUCACACUCACCACACAAGGACUACAGACCAUCCAGCAGUCUUUUGGGUGUCUCGGUUUUUAGGGGGGAGCAUGCCUCUGUCAGGUAAAAUGUGUGUGGGCUUUGAGACUGGAUCAACAGGUAGAAUUUUAAUGAGUUAACUUUAAUCUGUACUGCUUUCUUGUUAUUUUUUGUCGUCUUUGUGACAGAUUUACCACUUAUUUUCUCCAAGUCUGCCUUGCUAAUGCUGUUCCUCUGUUGCUUGUGUUUAUCUGUUAUGGGAACAGCAGCUUUGUUAGUGUAUAUAUUUAAAAAAAAAGUAAAAAUAUAGUUAAAAAAAUAAUGAUUUGUGUUUGGUAUGUAGAUCUCUGUUCAGACAGGUCAUCUCUUUGGUGAAUCAGGCUAAGGUGUGACAGUUCGGUAUUUUCCAAAGACGUUUGGUCAGUUCUUUGUGAACAAAGCAGCAAACUUUUCAAGUCAUGGGCUGAGGCUGAAGCCACAUAAUGAAAAGAAAUGUAGACAUGAGCUUGAGCCGCCACGGUUGCUUCCUGUUAGCGCUAACUUUCAGGCUUUUAAGGGUUCAAAGAGGCAAAAACAGCCUCAUGAAAUGUAAUCAAAUUUGUUUGGUGUUAGGCGACUGUCAGAACUUGGAUUGUUUAAUGGUAGUUAUUAUAAGGUUGGUUUAGCUGAUUGAUCUGGCUGAUGUAUUGGUUUGAGAAUCUGCCAAGCAGCCAUGUUUAUUGCUGGUCAUUGACUCAUAGGACAGUUCUGAGGAUCUGCCCAUCUGCCUACUAAGUGGCUCUUAUUGCAAGCUGUUGCGGCACUGUGAAUUGAUUGGCAUAAAUGUCAGUCAUUAAUAAGACAUGGAGGGAGCUCGACUUUCAGAACAACACCUGACUCUUGUGUUUCACCUGCGUGGAGCGGAGCUGGAAGGGAUCGGUGGAGAGGAAAUGGCAGGAACAGGAAAGAAUUGCUUGCGUCAUAAGGACAGUGAGAGCUCUUAGCAUGGAAAGUUAUCACCUUAGAAACCCUUUUUUGUUUGUUUACAUCACAAUAAGACAGCGAUAAAGAGGACGGCAAAUAUUGGAAUAGAGCCUUGACACAGUUUUAGUUGAGUGUUUCACAAAUAGUAAAGCCUUAGUGACACAUUCACUUUCAAAGCUCAGAAAGAAAAGUGUGGCUGGAUGUCUGAGUAAUGAGAAAGAAGGAGUGACUUGAAUAUCAGAGUGUUGACUCCUGCCUUGGGGACAGUAAGGGAGACCUGAUAGGAGCCCUGUCAGUGGGGCUGAUAGGAACAUGCUCUCAUUUAGCCGUAAUUGUUACCUGCGGACUAUUCACCUGGUAAAUAGGUCAAUGAGCAUACUGGCACACUCCUUUAACAUUGGCCUGUUAAAAAACGACCGUUCUAGCCAACAGUACAAACAACCCUAUGAACAAGGCUAGUUAAAGUAUUGAAUUUCACCCAGUUUCACCAGUGUUUGAAAAAAAGAAAACGUCUGCACUCAGAGGACCUGACUCUGUUUUUGAUAUCUUGUUUCUUUUAAAAGGCUUCAGCUGAGUGUCCGAGCUUUAAUCCUCUGGUUCACCCUCACUGAUGUCGUGCUGUCAUUUUUGACAGACUAACAGGAGAGCAAAUAGUCAGAAAUAUGUUUGUCUUGUGUUGAUCAAGUCAGCGAACACUUGACUUGCUUGUAACGUGGUACUUAUGAGGUUUUAAAAAGUCAUAUUUAUAGAUUCUGACUUUGAGACCACUGUACAAUACUGUUAAGCUUAGUAGCAUUUCAUUAGAUAAUCAUGAGAGAAAAUAUUAAAGAUAACCAGAUAAUUAAUCAAUAAAGAGUAUUUAACAGUCUGAGUGGUUUAUGACUUUGACAGUUAUAACUCCGAUUAUUGAUCGUAUAUAAUCUUUUAUUGGUGAUGUAGUAAUCAACAGUGCAUGACUGAGUUUUGCAUUAACUCGUGAUUGCCUGGGCUUGAAGCAUUGACAGUAUUAUUGGGUGUUUCGAAAUGAGAAAUGCACCUUAUCAAGAUGAAAAGUGUCCUCAGUGUCCGUGGUGUGGAUUCAUGUGGUGCUGUCAGAUCUGCUGUAAUCUCCUAUGAUCACCCAUUUUUCUUACCUGCUUUUUUCUGCACUUUCUUCUUCACUCAAACACGUUUUCUUAACAGCUUUUCAGGGGAAAUUGAAAGUAUUUCACUAACCUGGUUAUAUGUUUACAUGUGACAGCUCAUAAAACUCUGCCAUGGAUGAGGAAAUGAAUACAGUGUAUUAUUGAUCUUUGACACUGCAACAGACCUGAUUGCCAACCUGGCAAGCUUAAUGUUUUAUGAUAGAGGGCAGAUGAAAUCACAUAAGCUUUUGGAUACAUGAUUUAAAAGUAGACUUCUUAAAAUGAUCUGUUGUUGGUUUAUCUGACCUCUCACCACACUCAAAAUUAGCCUAAAGAUGUAAAAUCACAACUUUAGUGUCACUUCAAUAAAAUAUUUGAGAAAGAAAAGCCCUAAAGUUUUUCUCUGUGGUAUUUAAUAAACGAUCAUGGGUUCAGAAUAUCAUUUUAAAGUAAAUAUUUAUAUGUCUUCUAGCAUGAACUGUAAUGAGGUCGAGAUGUAGGAUUGCCCUUUGAGGCCAUUCAUAAAAGCAUUACGUGUCCUCUUUACUUCCUUAUUGCCCAUCUGGUCUUCACAGCUCACACGCUUACGUUUGUUUCAUUUGCUCUGUCUGCUGUAACGUGCAAACAUGUGGACUUUAGGUCAGUGCCACUGCUGGCUGUUUACAUCGUGGGCAGAUUGCAGGUCAAUUUGGUGAUUUCUCAGACAUGGUUUUUAAAGUUUUUUUCUCUCUUUCAACAGAACAAAGAAAAAAAUACUCCAACUCCAAUUUCAUCAUGCAUGAGACUUCGCAGUAUCAUGUAGAGGUAAGAUCUGCUCCUGUUCUCUCAGAAAUUGAAGCUGGGUUUGUAAUUUUAGUUAUUUGUCUGUAAGAAUGAUUAACAGUGAGAAUGAUUAACAGUAUAUUUAUCAGAUGUUUUUUAAGAGUGCAGCUUAACAGAUCAGAGUUAGAUUGACUUCAACAUUCAUUACCUCUCUAAUUAGUUAAAGUCUAAACUUUUUCUUAUACUUAUUCUUCAAAGUUGGAGCUUAGAGAUAAUUUUAAUAGAUUAAAAAGUUCUUUUUUUAAUUACUGGGUCAUCUCAGAGGCCCCAUAGAGUGGCUGUACUCCUUAUUACAGCAAACACAGGUUCAAUUCUAACCUCAGAAAAUACAAAUAAAAAUGUAAUGUAUUUUAGGGAAACCUCAUCUUAAGUGAUCAUAAAUACAUAUACUGGUGGUUCUCUAUCUGUGUCACUGUGUAAGUCAUCACCUUGUAUUACUUAAAUUUUCAUUUUCUUUUUAUUGCAACUUCUACAUUAUUUUAGUUCUUUGUCCAGUGCACAUACUACCCAUUUACGUGCACUGUGACCGCAGAGAAUAAAAGGAUGUUAGCAGGGAUGUUUUGUUUUCUCAGUUUUAAAACUUAAUUUUUGACACAAAAAGAGAAGACUUACUUGUACCAAAGUUUUUUUUUUAUAUAAUUUUAUAUUAAAAAUAUUGGAAAAGCUGAAACAACCCUGGAAUGUUCUACAAAUGCAUGUGCUUAUAUGUACUUAAGAAAAGUCACCAAAGAAGAAAAAAACAUAAUAAAUUUAAAAGUACUUACCCUUAAUCUGAUGGUAUAUUGCACUUUUACAUUGAGAUAAAAGCUGAUACCUUGGUUUAUCUCUUGAGUUCAUCAUAUUUACGGGAACUCAAUCAUAAUAAAACAAUCAGGCCUGUGAUUGCAGCAGAGGGGGGCUGAUGUACAGGUGCUUCAGUUCACAUAUGUAUAUGUUGAACCACAGCUGAGUGAGUAGCAUAUGUGAUAAUAUCUCCCUAUUAUCACAAAUGGGCAGGUAAUUAUUGAUAACAGCAGUGUAUGUGACUAUAAGGCAGAUUUUACAUACAGGAAGACAUGGCAGUAAUUUAUACAGUUCAGUGACACCGUCAGCUGCAGGCAUUUGAAUAAAACAAAAUAUAUUACGAUACUAACUGAGGUUUAAUGGUCAGCUUUGUACCAACAUUCAACACACUAAAGGUUAGCUAUUUCAAGUUUUCUUGUCUUAAUGCUAGCUCAGCUAACUGACUGCUGUCUCUCCCUCUAUGCUGGAUAGAGAAGCUCAAUAAAGGGUUCAUUUUUGUUAACUCUAAGCAACUAAAUCAUUCAAAAAUGUACACUCAUACAACCAAAUAACGAGAAAUCAUGUUAUAUAGGUUUUGUGUGUAUUAUUACUAUCAACCUUUCAUUCUUUGUAUAUUAUUUACUCUUAGUUAGCACUGAAUCACUUUCUCACAUGGAUAAUAAUCUUGUCUUUCAUUUAACAAUCCCUCGUUUCCUCCCUAGCAUCUCUCCACAUUUAUCAUGGACAAGACAGAAUCCAUCUCUACGGUGGAUGAUGCUGUCAAAAAACUGGUUCUCCUGGACUCAAAAGACAAAAUCUGGACCCAGGAGAUGCUCCUGCAGGUCACUGACAAGGCGGUCAGACUGCUGGACUGUGACACACAGGUAGGGCUACACGUCUAAUUUUCAUCAUCAGUUACAGUCAUUGAGUAUAGUGUGUAUAUACAAAAAGCAUAUGCAUGUGUAAGCUCUGUCUGUACUUUUUCAUCACCUUACAUUACUGCUCAGGUUCACUUAAACUCUCACUUAUACAACCUUUUUUUUCCAUGACUAAACUCGUGUUUAGUAAGGAAAAGGAAGGAAAGGGAAACUAAGUUAUUUCUGAAGAGCUUGGCUUGCUACAGUAUUUACCUCAGUUUCCAGUUUAAGUACAGAGUCAUGCAAAUAAAUGUUGAAGCACUUAAGUUCUGUUUUACACAGACCAGUUAUAACUUUAUGAACACCUGGGCAGUCUAAGUGUUUAAUUGUUUAAGUCAUGCAUGGUGUUGGUAGUGUACAGGAGUGCAUUACAUAAUAUUUUUCUUCUCUCAUGUUUCUUGAUGAAGUGUACAAAAUAUAAGGAACACAUUUCAAAGUACCACCACCGACGGCUACGUCUUUAGUAAUCAAUAUAAAGUAUAAUAAGUACCUGUCUGAUCAUGUCAACAAAAAUAGAAAAAAUAUGAAUCACCUAAAAGUAGAUUAUAAUAGAGCUGCUGUAGGGAAUUAUAUUCGAUAGACCAGAUAAUGUUAAGGCUAUUCAGUGCAUUUUACUUGUUUUGCAUUUUCUGUUCUCCUCUGACCGGUCCUCUGUUGUCCCCCCUGCAGGAAGAGUUGGAGAACUUUCCUCUGUCCAUCAUCCAGAUGAGUCAGACGGUCCUGAAUCAGACGCGUUACCCCUCUGUGCUGUUACUGGUGUGCCAGGACAAGGAGCAGCACAAACCUGACAUCCACUUUUUCCACUGUGACGAGGUGGAGGUGAGUCUCACCUUGAACGUUACAGGCUUGGCUCUGUUGGCGUUCUGUCAUGCCUGUGCAGGAUUGGCUGGCUUUGUGUUUUGUGUCAUUCAUAAAUCCUAGCUGCAAUUGUUGUAGUGCCAGAUCAGAUUUCAGCAGUGUUGGUGGCAGUAUGCCUGUGUGUUUGUGUGUAUUCAGAGAAUUUGCUCAGGUGAAAAUCUAUCCCUGAAAGGGUGUACGACUGUAUCUCAUCAUAAAGAUAAUGGCCUUAUAUAAUUCAGAAUAUCCACUAGUACAGUUAAAGACAGGCUGUAUAAAAAUCUGAUCAUAAAAGACCGAAGAGAUCUAAAUGUAAUGACCUUUGGAUUCAUACAACCUACAUAACACAGAGCGUCUUUGAAUGGAAGUGAAGUUUAUAUCUAUUAAAACUGUGAAAGUGUGUCUUCAAAGUGAGGAAAGAAGCAAUUGACUGAUAAAUGCAUUUAAUUUGGCUUACAUUCAAACAUGCUUGAUAGUACAUUUAGCCGCCUCAGAUUUGUUGUUACCCUCUAUUGAAGAGUUGGCAUCACUGAUUGCAUGGCAGGUCAAAUAUCUAAACAAACAAUUGAAAAACUGUGCAUUAAAUCAACAUCAAACCCUCAAUGCUCAGCCUUUAGUAAGCAUUAAGAGGUAAAAAAAUCAACCUUUCUUCAGGAAAGAGCAGUCAAAUUGUGGAUUACUUUUUAGUUGUGAAUGUACCUGACCCUUCUAGCUGAAACUGUGUGGUUACGGUUUCAUAUGUGCAGCUGCAAAGAUAAAAAAAAAAAUGUUUUUAUUUCCCUCCCUGUCCUCAGGCUGAGAUGGUUCAUGCAGAUAUAGACAGUGCCAUUGGGGACAACAAGCAUGGGAAGAAGAUGAGGCUACAAACACUGAAGUGAGAACGCACUGCAGCAGACACACAGAUGUGUACACCUACGUAUUAAUCUACACAAACACAAACGCACAUAAACACUGGAGGAGGUGACUGACCCGUGACUCGCUGCAUGAAGGUUUGACAGCUCCCUUUCUUUCUUUCUCUAGGGUGAACCAGGAGAAAAUUUCCCGUCACAGAGAGACCAUCCUCCCCCCUUCAGGUCCUAAGGGUCCUCCACCUGCUGCAAAGGGAAGAGUGGCAGCUACAAACACACAGGGUGAGAAUAACUGUAAAUGCAUGCAAAGUUGCUCUUAUUAGACAUAAAGCUAAUGUUUUUCUCACUCCAAUAAUUUAACCAAUGUGGAUGUAGACAGAAGAGCUUCACAGAAUGACCCAGAGUCACAUGAAAAACUGGCUCAGCGCAUUGAGAAGGAUGUGGUGAGUGUACUGCACCUGUUGUUACAUCACACAGCUCCUUUCUGAAUCUUGAAAUGUUGUCUCCUUCAUAUUUAACUCAAGGCUUUGUCUCUCACAGCAAAUCCUCAACUGUGCCCUGGAUGACAUUGAGCUCUUUGUGGCACGGCUGCAAAAGGCAGCAGAGGCCUUUUCUCAGCUCAACAAACGCAACAAGAGUAAGAAGAAUAAGAAGAAAGGACCAGCAGGUCUGUGCCCCUUUCUUCUUCUUCUGUGGUGGCACGAAGGCAGUGACAAUACGCUGAUAUUGCUCACAGUGCAAUGUUUGUCUUUUUGUGUCCUGUGGCCUGGGACUCUCAUCCAGUGAUGCAUGUGUGGUACAGUAGUUGUGGCCAGUUUGGUGUUGUGUUUACAAAAAUAACGCUCAUAGCUCAGCUGGUGUCACUGAGGUAAUAUGUUUACUCCUCAGUCACACCCUGGAGGUGCUGAUCUGGUGUAUUUGUGUCACGUAACAUCUACAAAAUUGGUUAUUUGAAUUUGUUAUUAUCAGUGUGUUCUUGUGACAGUAUUUCUAAUAUGUUUUUGACUUAUUUGGUGAAAAUAUAUGAAUUAACAGAGCAAUAAGUGCCAGAAGAUGAGUGUACUGAAAGUGUCCAACAUUUUUUUUUUUUUUUUCUCUGAGAAAAUCAAUCAUGUUACUUUACGAUGUUGUAUCACCAAAUGCACUGACACUAGCGUGAUGCUGUGUUUUUGUCGCUAUACGCCUCAUCUAGCUGUGACCCAUUUUGUCUGCCAGGUCAGGGACAAACAUGCACACAGUGAGACCAUUUGUAAUUAGCGAUAUAGUAGAACCAACAAAUGUGCGUUGUCCCUGACAGCAGAGACAGAUGUGCUGAAAAUAACAAAACUCUGUGCAGAGAACCAGUUUCUCAACUUGGAGGUGUGAAAUCACCUGACAGGUCACUUAGUGAAAUUGUGAAACUGGCCUAUCGAGCGUUUGAUUUUUAUUCCUCAUUACAUCCAAAUUUAGAAAAGUGAACCCUGAGUUACAGGGUUGUGAGAUUUUUUUGUACAUUCUGAGUCCUGAGUUGAGAAACCCUGAUGAAGCACAUUUUUGUCUGAAGUAUUUUACUCUCUGGCCGAGCUGAACUUUUCAUCUCUAAAGCUGUUGAUUAACUUACCAUCGCUGUAUUUCACUGAAGGUAAAAGUCGUAAACUCUGCUGGAAAUUAAAUAAUAAAAUGUGGGUUUAUGCCUUUGAAUCCGGGCCAGAGAGUAAACCAGUAUCGUAUGUUAACUUGUAACUCUGGAGUCUGCGUGUGGUCAUUGUUGCUCUGGUUGUUUACAGAGGGCAUGCUGACCCUGCGAGCUAAGCCCCCCACUGAAGCAGAGUUCAUUGAUAGCCUGCAGAAACUGAAGCUGGCCUUCAACCUCUUGGUGAGAUAUCACAGCUCCUAACCAUCCUCAUUUAUCUGAGUCCCUCCCUUUAUCACCUUUUUCACUGUCUGUCUGUCUGUCACUGCGCCCCCGCAGGCCAAACUGAAGAAACACAUACAGAAUCCCAGUGCGUCUGAGCUGGUCCAUUUCCUCUUCGGCCCUCUGGAGCUGGUAAGAUUAGUCAUCUCUUUAGUGUCUGAUAUCAGGUAAAUGUAUAUUUAUAUGUAUGUAUAAAGAGAGAGUUAGAGAUUUAUAUAUAUAGUUUUGGGCAUCUUGACUUUCUCAGAACAGCUGAAGAGAGACAGGAAAUUUGAGGAGAAGAGAGCGAAAGAUAUGCAGCAAAGAGUCGUGGCUGGAAGUUAAACCAGAGACCUCUGCAACAAGGACUAUAGAUUCUGUCUGUGUGAAGCUGACACCGCUAGGCCCCAGAUAUCGAUGCCAUCAGUCUGAGCACUUUGUGGUUUUAAACUAUAAAUUCAUGUCACGCUUUACAGUUUCUCUCCAGCCUGAAAUAACCUCAGUGUUGACUGAAUUUAAAAGCACAUCCAUCAAAAAGCUCCUUUAAAUGUCCUGCACCGUCACAGUCAGACAUUCCUCUAAUUGUUUUUUUAUUUAGAGCACCACACCCUCUGUCGCUCAGCUUAACUCUCUCUAAACUGGAGCGACGUGGCUCCGACGUGCACUCAGGUACAGCCACACUUACGUAAUGUUGGUUUUCUCAAGCAGCAGUGCCGGGCCACACCUUCGAUACUGCUGGUUAGAAAACACAGAGACGCUGUGUUGGGCUGCAUGCUGUUAUGACACUUUAACCUCUGGACAUGUUGGAUUUGCUUGAUAAGGUCAAGAUAAAGCCUGAGCAGUUAUAUUCAAAGUAACUCCUGCAGGUCUCUAGCGAUCCCAAACAAUGAGUCUGGGCACUCAGCAGUUUUGGAUACAGUAGAGGUGUUCAAUUCAAUCUACAACAUUCAUAUGUUAUGAUAUUUCUCUAUUUCUAUGUUUUGCUUGGAAAGCUUGUGUGGUUUACUCCUGUUGGUAUCUUCAUUCUAUAGAUGUAAACAAAAGAAGACUGGAUUAAUACAUAAAUAAGGACAGCUAUGGAAAAAAUAGACUGUAAGCCUAUACAAGGAUGAUGUAUUUCUUGACACAGUAUUCAUCACAUAGUGAACAGAGUGUGUUUUAAAGUCAGUUUCAUAAAGUGAUUAAUUAUUACCUGCUCACCCUUUUUACAAUUCACAGACAAUCCCUGUUCUUUUUAACUGACAUAAUUGGGUUGUCUCUACUUUCAUACCUCCCAGAUAAUGUCAUCAGGUUAAACGGCAGAAAUGUGUUGUUUUGUUUAAUUUCCUCAGUGAGCACCAUGGCUGGAUAACAAACCUCAGUUUGACACGUACAAAGCAAUCUAACCACUCAAAUUCCAAAAAAAAUAUUGUGCAGUAACAUCUCUCAUCUUACUUUAAAUUUUAAUCUUCUUUGAUUACUUACAUGAGGAAUUUGUGAAGAAUGAUAAUUGAAAACAGUGUUUUCAUCAUUUACUCUGAUCCAUAACCACUUUAGGGGGAUUUAUCUAUCCAUCUAUUAAACUGAGCUUUUAACCAUUCGGGAGCCGGGUAGAGGUCUAAGGUCAUCAAACCAACUUCUGCUGAAAGAUCAAAACACAAACACUGGGCUGACCGAGCGUUUUCAGUUGCUGGUCCCAGGCUCUGAGUUAAGCUCCUCACCAAAAUGAGACAUUUUUCUGACCUGGGCCUUUUCAAAUCUCGACUGAAAACGUAUUUAUUUAUGCCGGCUUUUAAUACCCAGGAGCAUGGCGACACUUUGUUUUAUUGCAUUGUAUCACAUUCUUUUUUUAUUGCUUUUUUAUUUAUUCAUUUUUAUUUACUAUGUAUUGUAAAGCACUUUGGUUCACCGUAAAGGUUGUUGUAUAGGGCUGUAUAAAUAAAGCACAUUUACAUUUACUUGAAUACAUCUACAGGUGCUGCAGAGUUGUGGAAGUCCUGAACUGGCUCGUUCGAUAGUUUCCCCUCACCUUUCAAAAGAUGCAGUUGACUUCUUGCGAGGACAUCUCACCCCCAAAGAGAUGACCAUCUUUGAGAUACUGGGAGAUGGAUGGACCAAACCCAGGUACACAAAAGGCUGCAUGUGUAUUUAUUCUCAUUUACAGACAAUACCUGUGUGACUAUCUGCAGCUAUCAGACACAUAGACAUGAGUGCAUUAUUAAUGCUGCUGUCUAUGAGGAGGUUAACCUGUCCUGUCCCUCCUCCUCCUCCUGCAGAGCAGAGUGGCCGAGGGAUCAGUGCGCUCCUCCUUAUUACCCAAAGUUUCGAAACGGUUGGGAACCAGCGCCAGAGCUCUUCAGGACAGCUCCAUGGGAAACAGAGGGAUCCAAAGGGCCUCUGAGUUCUCCCACCAGCCCAGAUUACAGAAAACAUUCAAGUGAAGAUGUAAGGAUUUUAAUAGUUUGCCAGGUUUACUGGUCCCAUUGAUUCAAAAUGUGUCUAAACGACCUGCUUUCUUUCUCCAGUAUUAUGGAACUCAUUCCUCAAGCUCAUCAAAUGGGUUAGUAGUUAAGUAUCCAUCUACUUAAUUUCCUUCUAACAUAAAUAAAUGGUACAGUAACAACAAGAAUCAAUUUGUCAUCAUAGGUCUUACAAUGGGAUGCCCCACAGCCGCAAAUAUGCCAAAAUCCGUUACCACUUUGUGGCACGAAACGCCAAUGAGCUGUCUGUACUUCAGGAUGAAAUCCUUGAGGUUAGAAAAUAUUCUCUUGUACUCAUCUUUUGGGUUAUAUUUUUAAGAAACAGAAAUUGGUUUGAUUCUAGAUUCCAGUGCUGUGAAGUGAAAUGUGACAUACGUCUUACAGGUAAUAGAGGAUGACAAACAGUGGUGGAAGUUAAGAAAUCGCAGCGGCCAGGCUGGUUACGUCCCCUUUAACAUCCUGGAUGUCGUGAAGAUAGAGGAGCCAGAUGGCGUCUUCAGUCAGGUGACCUGCUGCACAUACAUCAAACCCAAUGUGUCACCUACACACGUUUUUUGAUAGCUUUGUUUUACAACUUUCUUCUAUCUGCAGCGUUAAUUGUUCUUUUUUCCCAUUUGAAUCAGGAUCACAUUUACUCACUUUGCACGUAAAAAAUAUCACUUAUCUCUGUUUGCAAACUCAGGCAUGUUGUUCACAGGUGUUAAGAAUGUUUAAUUUCUUUAUCAAUACUUGUGGAAAAAUGUACUUUUCAACAAGCUAAAUUUUAUUUUAGGUUAAAGACCAAAGGUUAACUUGGACUGAAAAAAGAGCUUUUCUGGGAAAUGUAGAUGUCAUGAAAAAGGGAUUUCUAGUUAUUAGUAAGAUGAUUGGAUGGAUUAAAGGUGCAUCAGAAAAGACUUGGUAGAAAUGGAAUAUAACAUCCAUAAGUAUGCUUAAAAGGAUCAUAUUUAUCAUGCUAACAGGAGCCACCAUCCUUUCUGAAACUUCACCAACAAAAAGGGUGAGCAAGAGAGCGUAUCGAUGUAGAAUCUGACAGCUAGCUCAAUGCUAAAUAUCCUCAAUUCUACGGACCGCACCUUUAAAAGACCACAGUUGAAAAGGUCAAAUAGCAUUUACAAGUAAGCAUUUUGAAAUUAAGCAUAAAAUUUACAACAGAAUAACCCAAAAGUACUUUUAAAACAGCACAGAUCAAUAAUAUACAAAAGUGUAACAAGAUUUUAAUUUUGGAGGAAUUGGUUCUGGAUCAGCGCAGCUUUGGUUACUGUCUUUCUUCACCUGUUAUUGUGCAGCAGGAUGUUCCCACCCACAGUGAAAGCCUACGUUCUUAAAAACACGCACUUCUGCAUGCAAGUUCGCCAACGCCCUGCAGCAGCUCCUGCAUGCAGCUGCUCUUCCUGGUGUCAAAUACUUUCACACACAGUUGUUUUUUUUUUUUUGCUUUUGGCUCCUGGGCAAAAAUGUAUCAACCAGCGGAGUGAAAGACAAACCUGUUUUUGUUAUAACACUGCCAGUGGUUGGGCUUCCCAUCAACUGUGUUUGUGUUUGUGUGUGCAGCAAGGCUACAGAACAUCCCCUCCUGGUACCCUCGGCCAUGGAGACAACUUCAACAAGGGAAGAAACAAAGACAAAAGUAAGGGAGUAUAAAUAGAGUCAUUCCCUAGUUAUCUUCUAAUCUAAGAAGCUCCUACGGACUGCAGUUCUUGGUCUGAUGUUUUUAUUGCCCUAUUUCUAUGUUUCAGUGAUGGAUGAGGUCAACAACGAAUUGUUAAUGAAGAUUACAGCUAAUAAACAGCCAGCUACCAGGAAAAUUAGAGUAGAGAAACCAUCUGGCAACCAGACACCGCUGACGUAUGAGUCAACCCCGGAGCAGGUGACCACGUGGCUCAGCAUGAAAAGUUUCUCCAAACAGUAAGUCCCCCAAACCUCCUUAAUACAAACCAAAUCUCUAAAGUUUCUACUCGCAUGUUGUCAGAAAGUGUAAAAAGAUAAAACAGCAAGAUAAUGAAGCUUUCUGAAUCAGGGAAGAGAUGCAAUAAUUGAUCUGAAGUGUUGAGUAUGUAAGCAGGAUCUCCUGGACUCUCUUUCUGCAGGACUGUUGAUUGUUUGGGGAUCUUGACUGGAGCUCAGCUGUUUUCUCUCAACAAAGACGAGUUAAAAGCCGUGUGUGGAGAUGAAGGCGGCCGUGUCUACUGUCAGGUUACCGUUCAGAAAGGCCAGCUCGAGGUCAGUCACACACCUGUUUGAUCCUGCCAGGAAACUCCUCCCAGCUUAUAUUUAAGACAACGCUGUUUAAUCUCCUGUUAGAAACAAGCAAAACACCACAAAAGCCACAAACAGAUGUGUGUAAUUAUCCCGUUUUAACUUUUGUCCAGGCCUGUAAGGGCAAGUGAAACAGGUACAUUUAAGCAGUUGUCAGGUGUCAGACCACUUUUAUUACAGGUGCAGACUAAAAUAUGGGCGUGUGCGCUGUGCACAUUAUAAUCACCAAAGAGCUGUUGACAGAGGAUUAUUUAUCUGUUCAACAACUCCUCCAUAGAAAAAAUAACGCUUAAACAAGCAUUAAAUACAGUAAGACAACUCCCACAAAAAAGUAAUCUUCUAAAUCUUCGUUAAAAUAAAUGAACAGUAAAUUAACCACAAACUGCAAAUCAGACUCUGUUUUAUAAGACUAUAUCUAUAAUCACUUACCUGUUAACAAAUCUUCUCUGUUACCUGACUGUGAAUUUCUCACUUUUUAUCAUAUAGCAUUUUUAAAAAUUAAUACAUUUUCUGAAAAGAUGACAAAUAUUAAUGAUAAUAAUAAUAACGGGUCCUGACCUGGUCAUUAGAGGCUGAUUUUGAGCAGCAAGGGGGGGAAUUAUUGGUCUUAUAUUUGUAAAAUAUAAACGUGUGUAUCAGGGCGGCACACUGGUGUAGUAGAGUUUGAAUGUUCUCCCUGUGUCUGCGUGGGUUUACUCUGGGUACUCCGGUUUCCUCCCACAUCCCAGGUUAGGUUAAUUGGUCACUUUCAAAGCUGCCCGUAGGUGUGAAUGUGAGCGUGGAUGGUUGUUUGUUUCUAUAUGUCAGCCCUGCAAUGAACUGGCGACUUGUCCAGGGUGUCCCCUGCCUUCGCCCGAAGAUGCUGGGAUAGGCUCCAGCCCCUUCCGUGACCCCCAAUGGGAAAAAAGCGGUAGAAAAUGAAUGAAUGAAAUGUGUGAAUCUUUUGACACCAAAAUAUGCUUCUUUUUUAGUUUCUCUGGGGUUUUUCUUUUCCAUUUUCUACAAUCUAAGUCACUAAAGAUCCUAAAAAUGUCUGGGGUUUUUUUUGUAUUUUGAAUAAACACAAGAUACUUACUCCUUUUUGAAAAGAUUCUACUCAGAGAGGAAACAACUUCCACUCUCUGUUGUGCCCUCUUCCUUUUGCUUUUGCCUCACUAACAAGUCACCUAACCUACCAAAUGACCCUGAUACACAGUACCGCCUUCUUAAAAACAAAACACCCUCCUUUUCCAUCAGGAUUGACAAGCUCAGGGCAUUUGACCAUGCUGAUACCACUUAUAUGGCCCCCACACCCCGUCCCUGGAUUUAAAUGGGCACCCAGAGAGCCAAUAAAGAAGUGGGCCUCACCCUUCUUUGCUGUUUCAUCAAGUUAGGCCAACAACAGCUCAGUAUCCCAGAACCACCGCCUCUCAACCACCCAUCAAACCCACAUGUGAUGAAAGGAAAAGACAACAGUACAGUCAGGAGAGCUGUUAGAAAAGGGACACAGAAGUCUACUGGGCCAGACCUUAUACCUGAGGAAGAGAGGGAGGAAGCGAUGGAGAGAGGAGAAAAUAAACUGUUAUCUCUCAGCUUUAUUUUGGCUGGCAUUGAAACAACUAUGACAGAUGACAGAUUUAACAGGUUUCAUUUCAGUGUAUCUCACAUUUUGUUCCGUUAUCCAAUUCUUUUCAUUAAAAUAACUUUUUUAAAGGAGCAUUCACACUAAAAUAAUCUUUACUUCCUAUCUGUUGCUGUUGAUUGUGAAAAUUCUCCAUUGAGCGCAUUUAGAUUCUAGGAUCUGUCACUUUUACAUCUUUUGGGGUGUUUUGUGAAUAUGGGAUCCUCAAAGUGUAUUUUUAAAAAUCUAACAACUGAAGUGUCUUUUUCAGAAUUCCAGUGGGGAGUCAGAGCUGCAGGAAAUCAUGAAGAGGAGGCAAGAGAGGAUCAGCUCUGGCGGCACAGACUGAUAGUGUGACCCAUCAGGACUGUUCCCUCCCCUCAUCCUUUACUGCAGCUUCUUCAGUUAUUCUGUUGAUAAUAACCUGCAAUGUUGUAUACAUUUUUAGUUGUAUAUUUAUUUUAUAUCAACCAAUGUGUAUGUCUAUGUAUUCAGAUGUUUUAUUGUGUAAUUAUAGAUCUGUUUUUUUUCUCUUAGCCUCCUGAAAUUCAGUUGUAUAAUAAGAGGAACAUGUCUGUACAGUUAAGUGUGUGUGCGUGUAUGUGUGGGUGUGGGUGCAUGUAGCGUAAGAAUUUGUAGAAACAGUGUUUUAGAAGCCUUUGCUUGUCGUCAUAAUUGCAGCUGUUUUACUGAAUGACUUUGCUUUCACAUAUCUAUAUCUGUGCCAGAAUUUGUGACACAUUUUCUUAUGUAUAGCCAAUAAUUGUCAUACUGCUGUGUUCAGGUUAUGUAUACAAAAAAACACACACACACACACUAACUUAGUCCUGAUAUCAAAGAAGUUUCUGUUUAUAAUCAGGAUUCAGGUGAGCUUGAAGCACAGAGAAACUGUCAUUAAUCCUGCAGGAGGCAGUGAGAUACAUUCAGUGAAAUGCUCUUUCAGUGUAAACUGCACAAACAAGCAGGAAUCAUAAAUAUACAAAAAAGUAUGUCGUUCUGAUGAAAAAUAGUCCAGUUUAAAUUUGAACAGAAUCUUUGUUGAAUGGUUGUAAAUAACAGGGUACCAACUUUGAAAUGAAUAUGAUUAAAGAUAAUUUGUUAAAUAUUUGAUAUCAUGCCUGUACAUAUUUCUUGUAUUUGUCUGUGAAUAACAUAUACAAGAUGUGGUAGAAUAAUACAAUCAAUAUAGCUGUUUAUUGUGUAAUGUCAAAUCAUUAAAAGAGUUGUAAGUAAAGAAGUCAUACAGAAUAAAUACGAAGAAGUGUAAUUGUCAUGAUGUCCCUCUAAAACUGUUUCUCAUGAUAAAGAAAUAACUCUGUUUUCACGACUGGACUCAGAGGACUGUACAAACUGUUGUUCAAAAACACCGUAAGAUGAUUUAGAGAAAACCUGUGUGAGCUUCAAACUGCAAAGAGUCCAAAAAGAGCAAACUACAAACACCACUGAUUAGAAAAGAUCAUUGUCACACUUAUGUGUGGUUAUGGAACCAUACAGAUACAAUCAAUGAACAAUGCCAAAGAGGAGGAAAGCACUCUUUUCAAAGCAGUUUAGGACAUCAACCUGGUCAUUUAUGGAGAUAUGCAUCAAGCCAGAGGUCUCCUGAGGUCUUCAGUGACCUGAAACAGAAAAACAGUUUUCCUAUUAGCCAAAAGAAACGUGGUUUUGUUGUUUUAUUUUUGCACUUUUCUCUGUGUCCAGGUGAUUUUUAUUCACCCCUUUAGCCCUAUCAGAGCAAAUAUCAUGUAUUCUUUAGGCUUUAUAUAACCCUUACCUUUCUCUGCUGUCACAAAACUUUGCUACGACUUACCUGAUAACAUCAGCGAGGCCCUGCCACAUGGUUUUCACUUGGUAAGGGAUCCCGUGUUUCUCACACAGAGCCUGGACCUGCGGAGCCACCCGGUGGUAGUUGUGGCGCGGCAUUGUAGGAAACAAGCUUCAGAGGCGAGAUCGAGAAAAUCAAUGAGAAGCAACAGUGUCAAUAAUGUUGAUCAACUGUCUCUCAAAAUUUUUAUUUCCUACAAGUUUAUUUUUUUUAUAAUUUACACUGCAGUUUGUUUUUGCAGAAAAAUACAGCAGAUGUGAACUUAAAAAGACAAGGAAUGUGGGUCCAAAAGGAAAUUCAGAUAGGUGUGAAGGACUCUAAUAUGUUUUUAUUUAUAAAUACUUUAAAUAAACUAUUAAAAAGCUAAAAUGAUCAUACAUUCAUGAUUCAGUACCCUGCGAAUUUCCUUUUGAACCCUCAAUCUUUCUCCGCUUUAACUCACUGGUGUUCAAUCUGAAAGUUGAGGUGUCCACUGAACCAGUCGUUGAAGAGGGACUUCUCAAUAUUGCAGGUGGCCUGUAACUAACAACAGAAGAUGAGACGAUAAAGAGAGUGAGAGAGUUGAAUAAAUCAGCAGCAGCAUUUCCAGGUGCUUUUCAUCAGAGUCAGACUGUUUUCAUAAAAUAAAGAUACCUGCAUGGUCA
Xyrichtys novacula (pearly razorfish) is the source of this 22927-nucleotide messenger RNA. The record is from the annotation of a GenBank genome assembly. Lineage: Eukaryota; Metazoa; Chordata; Actinopteri; Labriformes; Labridae.